Molecule: messenger RNA, 2851 nt
Organism: Peromyscus eremicus (cactus mouse)
Lineage: Eukaryota; Metazoa; Chordata; Mammalia; Rodentia; Cricetidae
Exons: 16
Coding region: 62-2686 (874 amino acids)
Source: RefSeq, a predicted model, not a curated record
UGAAGAUCUCUUCAGAAUGGCCUUAUGGACAUGUUCUGCACAGACAUAAAGAGCCUCCUCAAUGAGUUCCACAACGGUGCUGAAAACCAAGGUCGGUGGAAGCAAAGGAACAUCUGUCAAAGAGCCAGAACAGAGAAACAAAAAGCAUGUGAGAGUCAACACAGAAGUGCAACACAGUACUGAUCCAAAGCCUUUCUGCAAUGAAGAAAGACAUCCAGGAGAGCUACAAUCGAUACUUAAAAAGCCUGUCCAGAUCAGUACAGUGAAUGCAGGAACUGAACAGAAGACUCCAAUCAGUGAAGCUAUGCCUUUGAAGCAGAUGAAGUCUGUUAACAGAACAAAGUCUGCAGAGUUCCGUGAAGAAGUGGAUAACAAUAUCGAACAGAAGCCUUUAUCCAGGCUCUCUCACAAACCUGAUCCUGAUGUCCCUGGGACUACAAUAGAAGACAAUGACAGUACCUCUGUUGUUAAGAAAAUAACUCAAGACCAAGAAAAAACUAAAUGUGACAGUGAAUAUAAAACUGUCGGUCUUCAGCCUCCCUCUGAGGACGCAAUUGAAGAAAAAUGGGUACGGAUAGUUGCAACACAGUAUUCAUAUCUUAACCAGUACCUCAGAGAAAGAUUCAAGGAGAAGAUGAAAGAAGGUUUUGAAUCUGAUACAUCUGAUGACGAACUACUACCUAGUACCUCUGGAGGAAGAACACACUCAAUGCAGAAAAUGUCCUCAAAACAAGAAUACACAUCUACACAAUCAGAACAUUUCUCUGAAAAAAAGAGUAAGGAGGAGAUGUGGGCCCAGAUGAGUGCACACCAGUAUGCAUGUCUUAACGAAAUUCUCAGGAAAGAUUUCAAGAAGAAAAUGCGUAAAAUGUAUGAAAAGUCUGAAAGCAACAUCUGUUCUAACAGAGUGCCAAUUCCCAGUAAGCCCAAAGAGAAAGCAUACUUAAAGCAGAAAAUGACUGAAGAAAAGAAGAAACAUGAUGGACAAGAUGCACGUGUGCAUUCAAGACUUCCUUUGGUCAGGAGGAAGGAGGACGUGAAGGAGCAAGCUGAUUGGCACCACACACAACUGAAUGAACUCCUCAGAAAUGAUAUAAAGGAAUUAAUAAAGGAGGAAUUGGCUACAGGGCAUGCAAAGAUGAGGGAACUCCUCAGAAAGGAUCUAGAGGAAAUUAGGGGAAUACUCAAGAAGGAAUUAAGACAACUAUUUGUGGAGGAGAUGGCCCUGCUGCAAGAGCAGGAGCACUGGAAUCUGCAGUACCUGAAGGAACUCUUUAGAAGGGAAUUAAAAGAGAUGGUUCGGCAACAGGUUAAAAAUUCCAAAAUUAUCAUUUGUCCUAAAGAAGAGCCACUACCUGGUGCCUCUAAAGGAACUGCAGACUACCAGAGAACAUCUCUGGAACAAAGAAAAAAGAAAAAACAUGGAAGUGACCAUGACAGUGCCCCUUCACAUUCAGAAAAGCCCUCAGUGCAAACUGAAGAGGAAGUCAUUGGUGGGCAGAGUGAUUCCCGCCGUAUACCUCUAAAGGAACUCAUUAAAGAAGAUUUAAAAGAAGCACUUUGUGAAAUACUUGAAAAAUAUAAAUGUGAUACAUGUAUGAAGAAAGAACUACCUCAUAUCCGUAAUGGAAGAAAACAACUAAGGAAAAUAUCUACAAAACAAGAGCUAAGGAAGAAAUAUGACAGUGAGUCCUUAUAUUCAGAGAAGCCUGCUACCAAGACAGUGAAGGAAAUGGAGCAUGAGCACAGUGAAUUGCAGCACGUGCAUCUUAAGGAACUCAUUAAAAAAGAUUUAAAGGUGAAAAUUUGUGAUGUGCUUGGAAAAUACAAAAAUGUUUGCCCUGAGAAAGAAGGACUACCUCGUGUCUCUAAGGGGAAAACAAGAUUAAAGAAAAUCACUGAAGAUCAAGAAAAGGAGAAGUGCAAUGUUGAAUAUGCAUCUUUAUGGUCAUGGCCUUCUGUGAAAACUGAUGAGGUGACAAUAGACCAGCAGAAUUCACUACAGUACAAACACCUUAAAAAAUACAUCAGAGAAAAUGUAAAGGAGAUGGUUCAUGAACAACUUGAAAAUGCUGAACUUAUUAUUCAUCCUAAGGAAGAGCCUGUACCUGAUGACUCUAGAAGAGAAAUAUCCACAAAGGUUAAAGAAAAGAAGUCAGGGUAUCUGCAUAUACCCGUUUUCGAGUCUUUUGAGCACAGAAUCGCUGCACUGCGGGCUACCGCACACGUUGAACCAGCUCCUGCUGCCUGCCCUCGUGAUGCAGGUGACUUGGGUGACAUGGACAAGGCUUUCAAGGCUCAAUUGGCCCGUGCAGUUGCUUUGGCUGACAGCACUGAGCACCAAAGAUGGCAACCGCACACUGACCCUGAGCUUGCUCCUGGUCACCGCACUGGUGACGCCAGGGACCCUCCUCACAAUGCUGACCUGGCUCUUGACAAGCUCAGUAUUGAUCUAGAAUCUGCUCCUCUCUGUGGUCCCAGUGACACUAAGGAUCCUGCUAAUGACGCUGACCUAGCUUUUCACACUGCACAUCCAACUGGCCGCUUCAGACCAAGCAUGAGCACCAACAACAGGUCUGACCUAUACAUGGGUGAUAUACCAGAUUCUACAAGGGUAGUCUGGAGAUCUUACCAAGAAGCUUCCAGUAAAAAGAACGAUGGCCAGGUUGGUGCUGCAGUUGAUUGACAGUCCUUUGAAGCAGUCAAAUUGAUAUCUACAUUAGCAAGAAUUUUAAAACAUAUAGAAAUUCAAAAGAAAAAUAUUCCUCUGAAAGAGGACAUUCUAUAUAUUGAACUCUGUACACAAAUUUUUAAUGAUUUUCAAUUAAAAUAUACUAUGAAAAAUUUUAAA